This is a messenger RNA of Magnolia sinica, 1096 nucleotides long. RefSeq lists its product as uncharacterized. Bases 436 to 750 code for a protein of 104 amino acids. The transcript is spliced from 4 exons. The record is from RefSeq and is a predicted model, not a curated record. Lineage: Eukaryota; Viridiplantae; Streptophyta; Magnoliopsida; Magnoliales; Magnoliaceae.
UUGAGUUUAGGGCACAUUUCUGGUUUUGGUGGUUGUGAUAGAGGCCGCGAGGGAGAUCGCAGUCGUGGCGGUUGUAGUCUUCGUGGUCGUGGUGGACAUGGACGAGGACGUGAUGGUUCCCGCAUUUGUUCGCAUUAUGGUGGAACUAAUCACAAUGCUGAUUAUUGCUAAUAGAUCCAUGGUCGUCGUAUGUAUACCACUACUUCCGUUGCAUCCACAAUUGCUCCUGAGACAUAGUUUUCCACCCCGCAGCUGAGCAGUCUACUUCAGGGGAAUCUCUCAUCAUUUCUUAGGCUGCAUAUGAUGCCCUCAUGCGGCUUCACGCUCGUGAUAUUCCUGAGCCUUCUCACGCAACUUCAGCCCAGUCAGGUACUGCUCUUCUUGCGUCAUCCUCUCCUACCUCCUGGGUCAUAAGACUAUGGAGCUUCCUCCCAUAUGACUAAGACUACUAAAAAGCUUCGAAAGCCAAAGGCUUGGAAGCAUACUCAACCAAUAACUAGAACUGAGCUUAGACGGAUGCGUGAUGAGUUCUGGGACACGGCUCCUCACUAUGGUGGUCAGAAAGAGAUUUGGGAUGCACUUCGAGCUGCGGCUGAAGCAGAUUUGAACCUUGGACAAGCAAUAGUGGACAGUGCGGGUGUCAUUGUUACAAGUGCUGACAUGACAACAUGCUAUGAUGAAAGAGGUGCAAAAUAUGAACUACCAAAAUACGUUCUGAGUGAACCCACCAAUUUGAUUCGAGAUAGUUGACCAAGAUGAGAAGAAUCCAAGCCUUCAAUAAAAAAGACACGAAUGUAAAUCAUGUAAAUCACUUUCUUCUCCUUUCACAUCUAUACUGAAGUUAAGAGUUUCUGUUGCUUCAUACUUUCUUCAUCUGAAUUCCUUUGUUUCACCAAAGGCACUAGUAGAACAAGGAAAAGAAAAGAAAAGGAAAAAAAAAAAGAAAAAACAGCAUUCCUCUGCUUUUCUCAGCAUUCAGUUUUGCUGCUUUCAAGGGAUGGCAGCGCUCGCUAAUGAACUUUGCUUGUUUUGUUUUUGUUUUUUUAAAUGUUUUACCCUUCCUCGGAAGCAGAUUUAUGAUUUUUGAUGUUUGCAA